Molecule: messenger RNA, 3280 nt
Organism: Panicum virgatum (switchgrass)
Lineage: Eukaryota; Viridiplantae; Streptophyta; Magnoliopsida; Poales; Poaceae
Product: putative disease resistance protein RGA4
Exons: 1
Coding region: 110-3241 (1043 amino acids)
Biological process (GO): defense response to other organism
Molecular function (GO): ADP binding
Source: RefSeq, a predicted model, not a curated record
UGUUUAGCAGCUUCUCAAACCCAUUGUCUAGCUUCUCCCUCUCCACCGAACCCACACAACCGUGUUUCCCUGUGUCCUGUGCGUGUGUUUUGGAGCUCCAGGCGUAGCCAUGGCUGAGGUACUGGCCACCAUGGUGGUCGGGCCACUGGUGUCCAUGGUGAAGGACAAGGCCUCCAGCUACCUCCUGGACCAGUACAAGGUGAUGGAGGGCAUGGAGAAGCAGCAUGAGAUCCUCAAGCGCAACCUGCUGAACAUCCUGGACGUCAUCACCGACGCCGAGGAGCAGGCAGCAGCCAAGAGAGAAGGGGCGAAAGCUUGGCUGGAGAAGGUCCGGAAGGUGACCCACCAGGCGAAUGAUGUCCUCGACGAGUUCAAGUACGAGGCACUGCGCCGCAAAGCCAAGGAGGAGGGCCGCUACAAGGACCUCGGCAUGGAUGUAAUAAAGCUCUUCCCUACUCACAACGGUAUUGUUUUUCGUUACAAGAUGGCAAACAAGCUCCGUAUGAUCCUGCAAGAAAUUGAUGACUUCAUCAAAGAGAUGAAUGACUUUAGGUUCAGGUUCAAACCAGGGCCAUCAGAGCCCAUAAAUUACUUGAGGCAGAAUAAUUCUGAUAUCAUCAACCCUGUGAACAUUGCUAAAGAAUCAAGAGCCCAAGAGAAGAAGGAUGUUGUUGAUAGAUUACUUGCUCAAGCUAGUAGCCCGGAUCUCACGGUCCUUCCAAUCGUUGGAAUGGGGGGAUUGGGCAAGACCACCUUGGCACAGCUCAUUUACAAUGACCCUGAAAUCAGGAAGCAUUUCCAGUUGUGGCUUUGGGUGUGUGUCUCUGAUAACUUUAAUGUGGAUUCCCUGGCUGAUAGAAUAGUGAAAGAGAAUGGUUGUGAAGCAAGUGGAAGUUCAGCACUGGAGAAGCUUCAAAACGCAGUGAGUGGGAAGAGGUACCUCCUCGUAUUGGAUGAUGUCUGGAACCGUGAUGAGCACAAGUGGGAAAGGCUGAAGUCCUACCUUCAGCAUGGUGGCAGUGGUAGCUCAGUGUUGACAACAACUCGCGAUGGAGCAGUUGCUGACAUAAUGAUGUGUAAAACUGAAGGAGCCUAUAAACUUGAAAGCUUGGGUGCAUACUUCAUAGAGAAAAUUAUAAAGACAAGAGCAUUCAGAUCACAAAAAGAAGAGGAAUGGCCUGUUGAACUAGUUAAAAUGGUCGGAGAAGUUGCCAAGAGAUGUGCUGGUUCUCCUUUAGCUGCUACAGCAUUGGGCUCUUUACUGCGUACCAAGACCACUGAGGAAGAAUGGAAGUAUGUACUAAGGAGAAGCUCGAUAUGUGAUGAGGAAACUAAAAUUUUGCCAGUACUCAAGCUUAGUUACAAUGGCUUGCCAUCAUAUAUGAGGGAGUGUUUUGCUUUCUGUGCUAUGUUUCCAAAGGAUUAUGAGAUUGAUGUGGAAAUGCUAAUCCAAUUGUGGAUGGCCAAUGGUUUUGUCCUAGAGAAACAAGGAGAACAUCCUAAAACCAUUGGAGAAAAAAAUUUCAAUGAGCUGACGUCGAGGUCAUUUUUUCAGGAUUUGAAAAGCGUCCCAUUUGACGAAAGAUUUUCUACUUUUAUAACGAGAAUGGACAUGUAUUGUUCUAGAAUUACUUGUAAGAUCCACGACCUCAAGCAUGAUGUUGCAGAAUCUGCUAUGGGAAAAGAAUGUGCUGCAAUAACUACAAGCCCGAGCCAAAGUAAGGAUGCUCUUCAUUCAACUCGUCAUUUGUAUUUAUCAGUCUAUCGACCAGAAAAUCUUCUGAAUGCUUCCCUAGAGAAAGGAUCUCCAGCUUUCCAAACAUUGAUAUGUGAUGGAUAUGUAAAAGAAGAUAUGAAGAUCUUGUCAAAAUACAACUCUAUCAGAGCUUUAAAGAUCAAACAGGGCUCAUUCCUAAGGCCAAAAUAUCUUCAUCACCUGAGGUAUCUUGAUCUCUUAGAAAGUGAUAUUGAAGCGCUUCCUGAAGACAUCAACAUCCUAUAUCAUCUGCAAACACUGAACCUUUCUGAUUGCCGUGAUCUUCAGCGACUUCCAAAGGAACUGAAGUAUUUGACUUCCCUCCGUCACCUCUACACUCACAAAUGUCCAAAGUUGAAAAGCAUGCCCGCAGAGCUCGGACACCUCACUUCCCUGCAGACACUUACAUGCUUUGUUGUAGGUACUGCCACCGGUUGCAGUAAUGUGAGAGAGCUGCAGAAUUUGGACCUUGGUGGUAGACUAGAGCUAAGACAGCUAGAAAAUGUCGCAAGAGUAGAUGUUGUAGAAGCAGCAGGUCUUGGGAAUAAGAAAAAACUGACCGAACUGAAGUUAGUAUGGACUAAUAAUGACCAGCAGGCACAGAAUAAUAAUCAUAAAGAGGUGGUGCAAGGUCUCAAACCUCAUGAUGGGCUGAAGGCCCUAAGGAUAUAUGCAUGUGGGAGUAGUACUUUUCCAUCAUGGAUGAAUAUGUUGAAUGGCAUGGUGAAGUUUACGUUAUCUAGAUGCAAAAAGCUCGAGAAGCUUCCUCCACUCUGGCAGUUAUCACUUCUAGAAAUUCUUCACCUGUAUGGAUUGGAGAGUUUACAUUGUUUGUGCAGCGGUGGUACGACACCAGUCACAUUUCAGAAACUGAAAGUGCUUACUUUGUUUCAGAUGCAAAAAUUUGAGGCAUGGGGGGACACAGAUGCUGUACAAGGAGAAGAGCCGAUAUUUCCCAAGGUUGAGGAGCUGAAGAUCUGUUGGUGUGGAGGUUUGACUGCAUUACCAAAAGCAGCGCCAGUGAUUAUGGAAUCAUCUGGCGGAGUUGACACUAAGUGCUGCUCCGCAUUUCCAGAACUGAGAAAAAUGAAGUUAACGCAUUUGAAUAUGUUUGACAGGUGGGAGGCAGUCGAAGGAACUCUAGGAGAAGGGGUAACAUUUCCUCGGCUCGAGGAACUGGACAUCUGGAAUUGUGCAAGGCUCAGUGCACUACCAAAAGGGUCGUUAUUGGUUAAACAAUCAUUUGGCGGAGCUGAAACUGUGUGCCCCCGCUCUGCAUUUCCAGCACUGAGGAAACUGCACGUGUGGUUUUGUGGAAGCCUGAGUGCACUACCAAAAGGGUCACUAUUGGUUAAACAAUUAUUUGGCGGAGCUGAAACUGUGUGUUGUCGCUCUGCAUUUCCAGCACUGAGGAAACUAAUCUUAAAUGAUUUGUCGGCCCUUGAGAGGUGGGGGCAGCCGAAGGAACUCCGGGAGAAGAGGUAACAUUUCCUCUGCUGGAGAAGUUGUACAUUGAUCGCUGCC